Messenger RNA from Gregarina niphandrodes, 1311 nucleotides. Its product is annotated as putative phosphotyrosyl phosphatase activator. Bases 1 to 1311 code for a protein of 436 amino acids. The record is from RefSeq and is a predicted model, not a curated record. Gene Ontology annotation, cellular component: nucleus; cytoplasm; protein phosphatase type 2A complex. Gene Ontology annotation, biological process: mitotic spindle organization. Lineage: Eukaryota; Apicomplexa; Conoidasida; Eugregarinorida; Gregarinidae. The transcript has 2 exons. Gene Ontology annotation, molecular function: peptidyl-prolyl cis-trans isomerase activity; protein tyrosine phosphatase activator activity.
AUGGCACCUCCUUAUCCCCAACUGACAACUUCGGAAAAGGUCCAGAAAUUCGCAGCCGGACCUGUGGCAGCAGACCUAAGCGCUUUUAUUGCAUUGCUGGGUAAAAGUAUCCAGGGAUGUAAAGGCUUAGGCUACAAUGUCACUAACCCGGUACUCAAGGGGUAUAUGGCUCUGUUGAAUGAUAUCAGGGGUUUAUGUCAAGCUACGCCGCCUGUUGACGACCCGAAGCACCAACGGUACGGAAAUCUAGCGUACAGGGAUUUCAUGGGCAAGGUUGAAGCCGCUCUACCUCGUCUCAUGGAUAGACAUCUGAGGAAUCACCUGAUUGAACUCAAGAAAAUCCGUUUAAAUGAUUAUCAGGCGAUGGAGGAUUCACAUGCUGACUGUUCCACCAACGUUUCUAACCCUCCUGUUGCCGACCUUCCUGUUGCCGACUCCAAUGUUUCUAACCCUCCUGUUGCCGACCUUCCUGUUUCGGACCUUCCUGUUUCGGACCCCCCUGAGAGACUGGAUGAAUGGGCUGCGACUGUGAUGGAGGAGCUCUCAGUAUACUGGUUGCGGUCGCUCGGUAAUCCCAUUCGUUUGGAUUAUGGAUCAGGUCACGAGUUGAAUUUCAUCUGCGCCUUAUUCAUUCUCUAUCAGGAGGACCUUGUAUUACAAGACCUGGGUGAAGAGGAAGAAAGUGUGGGGGAGCGGUCUUCUGAGAGUUGCUCGAGUGAGGCAUGCAAGUCGACUGAUGAUUUGACUAAGGCCGCUCGCGGUCGUAGGUCAAGCCAGCUCCUAAAGUCAAAUGAGCUACUCCGGGCGGCCGAGUGCCCCGUAGCUCGAUCACUGGGUAUAUCUGAAGAAAUAUUGAAGACGUCCCACAAGCAUGAGGGCUGUCAGAUUGUCCUAGGUGUCUUUAUGCGGUAUCUGGAGCUAGUGCGCCAAAUUCAGAUUCAAUAUCAACUGGAGCCCGCUGGCAGCCGCGGCGUCUGGGGCCUUGACGACCACCAAUUCAUUCCGUUCCUGUGGGGCUCUUAUCAAUUAAAGAACAACGCCGACCUUUUGACUCCAGCGGAUAUAGUCAAACCGGAAUACGCCAAAUCUAGCUUGGCCGACAGUUACCUAUACAUAAACUGUAUACGACAUAUCAUGAACGUUAAGUCAACUGCCCCCUUUCAUGAGACUAGUCCGCUCCUCUACGAUAUCUCCGCUACCAAAACAUGGGACAAGCUCCUUAAAGGAUUUACUUUAAUGUUUCUAAAAGACAUCCUCUCCACAUUUACAAUAAUACAGCAUCUACCAUGCGGCAAAUAUAUACAUCCAUAA